This is a messenger RNA of Kalmanozyma brasiliensis GHG001, 1764 nucleotides long. RefSeq lists its product as uncharacterized. The transcript has a single exon. The record is from RefSeq and is a predicted model, not a curated record. NCBI's taxonomy places the organism in Eukaryota, Fungi, Basidiomycota, Ustilaginomycetes, Ustilaginales. Bases 1 to 1764 code for a protein of 587 amino acids.
AUGCGCUGGCCUGCGCGCGGCUACUUUGCCUCCGUCGACAUGUCGGAACCCGCGGAAGUCUCAUCAAAUGGCGGCCAGGCUGACGCGCUGCACCUAGAUCCGAGCAUAGGAUCGCCGGGCGAUGACUCACUAUCGUCCAUGUCGAGCACACCCAGCCUCACCAGCACAGCUUCCACGCUGUCUCGCUCCACCUCGAUUCGUUCCGCUGCCUCGGAGCGCAAUUACUUCCAGGGCGGAACACGGUAUGUCUCGUUGAACGUGUCCACCGAUCUCUCCACUGCUGGACUGCGCGAAAGCUCGCCGGAUCGCGCCACCUCAAAGUGGACGCAGAGAGCCAGAAGCUGGUCCAACACGAUGUCGCGCAGGAUGAGCAUCACCGCUUGGAAUCACACCCUUCACUCGACCACCUCGCCUUAUCUCAAAGCCGGACUAGAGGAGCUGCGCUCCAUCUUUGACGUAGACUCUCUCGGCGCAGCCAUCGACGACCAGGACGGCACAGAUCUCGAGGAUGCACCAACUUUUGGCUCUUACGCAGGCCAUCGUCGACCCUUCUUCGGAGCUACAGGCGGUCGUGAUGCCGAGAACGCUGCAGCGCAGGAUCAGGCUUUCUCCGAAUCGCCCCAAGGGCUUUCGCCAGACUUGUCUCGCCUCAGCAGUUCCGAGCAUCGACGUUUGCAAAGCUCAUCUACCGCAAAGCGACAUGGCAUGUGCUUCAAAAGUCAGCUAUACGAGCCUCCAGCCACUCAUCAUCGUUCGCAGUCAUGGCGCAAGCACCGCAGCCUCUCAGUCUCUGAUCUGCCCAGCCAAGCUUCGCCCGAAUCGACUGCCGACAAGGAGACCAUUCUCGACACGCAACGCGGCUCUUCAGCGUCAUGUUUCUCGACGCGCAACACAUUCGCACGAUCACGAACGUCGCGCACUCCUUUCGUCGCUGUCGGUCUCGCGGCAAUCAGCAUCGUCAUUGUUGGAGUCUGCGCAUUGGAGACCUCGGUUCACCCGGACGCCGCCUCACUGCCUCUGACCACCUUCAUGUUGGCGCAGUCUGGCUUUGCCUUGACUGGCAUCGUUGGACUGGCGCUGCAGAAGCGCUGGAUGAGCGAUCUGGCUUCGCGUCUCAUCCGUGCUCACGUGCUUUGCCAGGUACUCAUCGCUCUGGCAGCGCUCCGAAAUUUGAGCCGUACAGCUUUCUACCACGACCGUCUCGAGGUACAGAAUUCGCACGGAGCCGCAGCUGCUGGGAUGCUUACGUCUCCGCGCUUCCUUGCUGCGCAUCAACGCGUCACCGACCCUCACUCCUCUUCGGUGGGAUCUGUACGCGAUCAGGUGAUGUACCUUUGCGUGUUCGCUGUGCAGGCCGCGCUUCCUCUCGCCUUCGUCUUGUGGGCUCAGUACGCGCUGGCCUCUGCACUCAGCCGUGCCACGCGCUCUUUCUCGAAAACUCGUGGCGCUGACAAGCAGCCCCAGGACGAGCGACAACAAUUCGUGCCCUUGGUCAAGCUCGCAAGGGAGGACCGUUCUGCAGCUCCGCGCACCAGGCGCAUGCGAUUCAACAGCGAGAAUCCCACGCUGAGCAAAAGCUCGUCGCAAGACAUCCUCAACAAAGCAAGCGGACGCAACGAAGGAUGGCUCGGCUUCGUCAUUACUCGUCUCGAUAUCGAUGAGGCCGCCCCGGUGCCACCCAGGUCCGAGAUUGACGCAGCCGAGCUGACGUCACGACUUGAGGAGCUGGCCCGGUCAGUGACCCCGACACCGCGAAACCGCUGA